This is a messenger RNA of Thalassophryne amazonica, 1610 nucleotides long. Its product is annotated as tubulin alpha-1A chain-like. Gene Ontology annotation, biological process: mitotic cell cycle; microtubule cytoskeleton organization. Gene Ontology annotation, molecular function: structural constituent of cytoskeleton; GTP binding. The transcript is spliced from 4 exons. Gene Ontology annotation, cellular component: cytoplasm; microtubule. NCBI's taxonomy places the organism in Eukaryota, Metazoa, Chordata, Actinopteri, Batrachoidiformes, Batrachoididae. Bases 167 to 1519 code for a protein of 450 amino acids. The record is from RefSeq and is a predicted model, not a curated record.
CUUCCUCCUCUUCUUUCAUCCGAGGCGACUGUGUUUGGCGUCUCCUCCGGUUACCACAACAGGCCGAGCCGUUGCUCAGUGACGCUUUGCUAUAAAGCAUCUUGUUGCCCUCGUUCCCACUCGACUGAUCCCAGGUCAACACCGGAGCACUUCAAGAGACAAAAACAUGCGUGAGUGCAUCUCUGUGCACGUUGGUCAAGCUGGAGCUCAGAUCGGCAAUGCAUGCUGGGAGCUGUACUGCCUGGAACACGGCAUCCAGCCGGACGGUCAGAUGCCCAGCGACAAGACCAUCGGCGGUGGAGACGACUCCUUCAACACCUUCUUCAGUGAGACUGGAGCUGGCAAACACGUUCCCAGAGCCGUCUUUGUGGAUCUGGAGCCAACGGUCAUUGAUGAAGUCCGUACUGGCACCUACCGCCAGCUCUUCCACCCUGAGCAGCUGAUCACUGGAAAAGAAGAUGCAGCUAACAACUACGCUCGCGGUCAUUACACCAUUGGCAAGGAGAUCAUCGACCUGGUUCUUGACAGGAUUCGUAAACUGGCAGACCAAUGCACCGGUCUCCAAGGUUUCCUUAUCUUCCACUCCUUUGGAGGAGGAACCGGCUCUGGUUUCACCUCUCUGCUGAUGGAGCGCCUCUCUGUUGACUAUGGCAAGAAGUCCAAGCUGGAGUUUGCCAUCUAUCCAGCCCCCCAGGUGUCCACAGCUGUAGUGGAGCCCUAUAACUCCAUCCUGACUACCCACACCACCCUAGAGCACUCUGACUGUGCCUUCAUGGUGGACAAUGAGGCCAUUUAUGACAUCUGUCGAAGAAACCUGGAUAUUGAACGCCCCACCUACACCAACCUCAACCGGCUGAUUGGUCAGAUUGUGUCCUCCAUCACUGCCUCCCUGCGCUUUGACGGUGCCUUGAAUGUUGACCUGACAGAGUUCCAGACCAACCUGGUGCCCUACCCACGGAUCCACUUUCCUCUGGCCACCUACGCCCCUGUAAUCUCAGCAGAGAAAGCCUAUCAUGAGCAGUUAUCUGUGGCUGAGAUCACAAAUGCCUGCUUUGAGCCUGCUAAUCAGAUGGUAAAAUGCGAUCCUCGCCACGGGAAGUACAUGGCUUGCUGCCUGUUAUUUAGAGGUGAUGUGGUGCCCAAAGAUGUCAAUUCUGCCAUUGCCACGAUCAAAACAAAGCGUACCAUCCAGUUUGUUGACUGGUGUCCCACUGGUUUCAAGGUGGGCAUCAACUACCAGCCUCCAACCGUGGUUCCUGGAGGAGACCUAGCCAAGGUCCAGAGGGCAGUGUGCAUGUUGAGCAACACUACUGCCAUCGCUGAAGCCUGGGCUCGACUUGACCACAAGUUUGACCUGAUGUAUGCCAAAAGGGCCUUCGUCCAUUGGUACGUUGGAGAGGGAAUGGAAGAAGGUGAGUUCUCAGAGGCCAGGGAAGACAUGGCCGCCCUGGAGAAGGAUUAUGAAGAAGUGGGCACCGAUUCUCUUGGUGAUGAAGGAGAAGAAGGGGAAGAAUAUUAAAUGCCCAACACCUGAAACACCAUCGUUAAUUGGUUUCUCUUUCCUGUAGGCUAGUUCAUAGUCAGAAUCUUGUGGAAGCAGAUGUCUGCAA